AUGUGGGACCCUGCCAGAGCAAUGGAGGCAGUCCAGAUCCCUGCUGAGAGAGCAGAUACACAACAGAAGACCCACAAACUUGGAUCCGGGGAAGAGGAUGUCUGCCUCAGCAAGCCACGGGCCCACGGCACUGCUAACACAAUGGGAGGGAGAGCUGUGAGAACUGCUUCUGGAGUCCUACGUGGAUCCCCACAACAGCAGACCACCAAUCGCCCAGAAGUUGUGGGGGAGAAGAAAGAGCACAAAGCUGCCAGUUUGUGGGAUGCAUACGCAGGACUGUUAUGUCAUCAAUCCAUGAUCCUAGCCACAAACUCCAGCUAUGUGGAUCCCUAUAUUCAAUUUGAAAUUCAAUUGCAUCUAAUAGAGGCAGCCUUUAAAAUGGUAUUUUCCAUACCACAUCUUGAUGAAGUGAGAGGCUUGGGAACCAGUGCCGAGGACAUGGUGGACCUGGUGAGUUUAUAUCAGAAUAUUUUAAACAUAUAUGAAGACACUCUUCUGAUCUUAGUAGCUAAAGAUCUCUACAAGCUACAGAUCUUAAAGGAGAUGGCUGUAUGGAUGCAUGAAGAUAGUUCAUACCUGCAAGAGAGAGUCAUGGUGAUCAUCAGCAGGGUGUUAAAUUUUGCAUCAAGGAAAGUCAGGGAAUAUACAAGUGUUGAUGCUCCAUGUCUAGGAGUCCUGGCAGCAGAGCUGUCUCUUUUGUGUUCCCAUGAUGAUCCUUCAAUCACGUGCCAAGCGUCUUUGGGAAUGUAUCACCUCCUCUGCAUCGCCAAGUGUCAAAAUGCGGAUAUCGAAAAAAAUAAGCCAACAACGUGGGCUGAGCGUGGAAGCUGUUGCCUCCUGGAGUCUUCUCCUGAUGUAGAUUUUCUACCCAAGGUCUUGCAACGAAACAAAACUAAAAUUGCUCAGAAUGUAGGGCAAACCUUACUGCCCUCUUUGCUGACUGACUUCGUGUGGAGUCUCCUGAUGAAAUUGUCUGAACCUAACUACAAAACUGCAUCAGAGGCGGCAUCCAUCCUGAACCUGACUCUGGAAAAUUAUGCACAGAAGAUCACCAUGGUGUCUAAGAUUGUGGAUGCAAUUUAUAAGCAAUUGUGUGAGAAUUCUUUUCAUAAUAUGAAGCAAGCCUUGUUGCGGGUCAUCACCUUGCUGACAUGCACUUCACCCAAAAAGGUUAUCUUUCAACUCAUGGACUACCCAGUCCCAGCUGACAACACUCUGAUACUGAUGUGGCAAGCGGCAGGCUCUGAGUCAAGUGUGGCCCCUCACGUGCUGAAGACAAUCCUUCUGAUACUGAAAGGAAAGCCUGGGGAAAUGGAGGAAAACCAAAUAGACAGGAGACGUUUCUCUCUUGAUGCUACCAACAUGAUGCCUGUGGCGGCAUCCCAGGCCCUGUGCACUUUGCUCCCUGUUGGCUCUUACAAGAAAGCUGUGGCCCAGUUUUUCCCGCAGCUCUUGGUGGCCCUCAUGCUUCAGCUCUUCUACAGCACGGAGCUGAGACUGAUGCCAGAGGCCAGGCCCCUCUAUGCACAAGAUGCCCUGAGAGUUCUGCUAAACUGUUCCGGAUUACAAAAUGUGGAUAUAGCUCUAAAGAAAAAGAACUGCUGGAACCAGUUUUCCCAAGCUCUCUAUCACCAUCAUGGGGUCUACCUCGUUGCCAAAACUCUCAGUGACUAUAACUUUCCACAGUUUCCAGAGACCUUACAUUAUCUCUACAAGAUCUCAGUGGAAGGUCCUAGAAGGUCAGAAGACAGUAUCAUCACAACAAUAUUCCUUACUGAACUUCUGAAUAACUUCUUCAGGGACCCAUUCCCAGAAGAGUUUCUGGUCCUUUUCAGAAACUGGGUCAAUGAUUCCAACCCUGCAGUUUGCAAACUGAGCCUUCAGAAACUGGCCAGCAUGGCCCCAGUUAUCAAUGAGAUAGAAAGUGCCUGCAGCUUAUUAAUAGCCAUCCUGGGUGCCUUCGUUUCCAAAGACAAGACUGUUGUAAUUCGGGCCUUGGUCACCCUCCGAAGACUUCUAGGCAAACUGGACAAGAUGACCUAUUCCACGCUAUGUACCCAAAUUGCUUCCAGCUACUGUCCUCUGAUGGAUCAUAGCAAUGGAGGUAUUCGGAGCAUGGCCAUUCGGCAUUUCGGCGAAUUACUCAGAGAUAUGAGUCAGUACAUGUGGAUGCUGAGCCCUGUGGUCCUCGGAGCCUUGGUACCCCUUAUUCUGUUCUUGGAAGAUGAAGAGAUAAGAGUAGUUAAGGCAUGUAAAUACACAUUGGAAAUAUGUGCCUCACAAUUAAAGUGGUCAACUUCAUAUUUCCAAAAGGAUAAAAAGUUCAAUUUUGAGAUGGUGGUGCUCAACAUCUGUAACAAUCUUAUUAUUUCCCAUGAGAGCUACAUCACAGAUUUGAUAUCUGAUACCUUAGGAUUCCUGGGGAGCUCACGAACAUAUCUGAAGAGAGGAGCACUUAUUUUAAUAGGAUAUUUGGCAACAUUGGGUGGCCAUUUGCUGCUCAGAGAUGAAAUUGAAGUCAUGUUUGAGGUUAUUGAACGAGUGCUUCGGGAUGAAGACCCUGUGAUCAGGGAGUUGGCAGAAAAAACUCGUAGCAUUUUUAAGGAAAUUGCCCAUGGAAUGACCUCUUCAACUAUUAGACAAAGCUUUAGAAGAGUGAUUAAGUUCAUCUAUGUAAAAAAAUUGAAGCCUCUUUAUUAUUAUAAUUGGCCCAAAGAUGAAGAAGACAGCCCUACAGAUAUGAAAAAUGGCAAGGAAGGCUGUGCAGAAGAGACUGAAGAAGGCAUGAUUUCCAAAGAAUUCAACAAAAUUUAG
This is a messenger RNA of Lepus europaeus (European hare), 2814 nucleotides long. RefSeq names its product maestro heat like repeat family member 9 (gene MROH9). The transcript is spliced from 20 exons. Bases 1 to 2814 code for a protein of 937 amino acids. The record is from RefSeq and is a predicted model, not a curated record. NCBI's taxonomy places the organism in Eukaryota, Metazoa, Chordata, Mammalia, Lagomorpha, Leporidae. Gene Ontology annotation, cellular component: cytoplasm.